Molecule: messenger RNA, 6015 nt
Organism: Chroicocephalus ridibundus (black-headed gull)
Lineage: Eukaryota; Metazoa; Chordata; Aves; Charadriiformes; Laridae
Gene: TCP11L1
Product: t-complex 11 like 1
Exons: 10
Coding region: 418-1986 (522 amino acids)
Biological process (GO): signal transduction
Source: RefSeq, a predicted model, not a curated record
GAGGGCGGCGGCGGCGGCGGCGGGGGGGUGCGGGGCUGGGAGGCCGCCGGGCCUCCGUGGGCCUGGGGCGGCGUGGAGGGCCCCGGGCCCGCCGGCGGGACUGGGCCCGGGCCCUGUUUGCUGGGGAAGGCGGCUGGGAUUCGCUGCUGUGACAUCCCCUUUUCUGUUCUCUCCCUGCCUCGCCCGUUUGGCGUCUGGAAACACGCACCACACACACACACCCCCACACACACCCGGCCGCGCCGCGCCGGGGCUCGUUUUCCGUGUGGCCCGUUUAUGAGCCCCUGUGGCAUCUGUGCCUGGAGCUGUUGCCACCAGCCCGGCUGGGCGACGCAGGGAGAGCGCCCCGAAACUUCCCGACCCGUGUGAAAUGCGUAUUGCAGGAAAAUCAGCGCUCAGCGAGGGUCAGGGGGUGGAAUGAACCAACUGAAAAUGUCUCAGAAUCCUGACAAGCCACAUUCAAGUGAAGAACAGUUGAGUGGUUUGGAGGAUGGUCAAGAGGAGAGCUUGGACAACCCAGAUCCAUCUAUCAGAAAAAGAAUACGACAGAGUGCUCCAGGGUCACACAGAGAUGAUACACCGAAGUCUAGCCCUCCUCGGCCUGUGUCAAUAGAAGAGCUCAUGGAAACAGCUAAGGGAGUAACCAACAUGGCAUUAGCACACGAAAUUGUUGUUAAUGGAGACUUCCAGAUAAAACCAGCUGAAUUGCCAGAGCACAGCUUAGAAAAAAAAGUAAGAGAUAUUGUUCAUAAAGCUUUCUGGGAUUGUCUGGAAGCUCAGCUAAAGGAAGAUCCACCAACGUAUGACCAUGCAAUUAAACUAUUGGGAGAAAUUAAAGAGAAUCUCCUGUCUUUCUUGUUGCCUGGUCAUACUAGACUGAGGAGCCAGAUUACAGAAGUUCUUGAUCUGGAUUUGAUAAAACAGGAGGCAGAGAAUGGGGCCCUUGACAUUUCUAAAUUGGUCGAAUUUGUUAUUGGCAUGAUGGGAACUCUCUGUGCUCCAGCUCGAGAUGAAGAAAUUAAGAAACUGAAAGAUAUUAAUGAAAUAGUUCCUCUGUUCAGAGCAAUUUUCUCUGUAUUAGACCUAAUGAAAAUGGAUAUGGCAAACUUCGCUGUCAGUAGUAUUAGGCCAAAAUUAAUGCAGCAGUCUGCUGAAUAUGAAAGAAAGAAGUUUCAGGAGUUUCUUGAGAAACAGCCAAAUUCUUUAGACCUUGUCACAAGGUGGUUGCAAGAAGCAGCAGAUGAUCUUGCAAAGCUGAGGUGUAAAAUGUUGCCUCCCCACUGUAGUAGUGAUGGUGCCACUGGUGGAGCUUCCGCCCUGUGCUCCACUGCUGUACAAAACCAGGCCUACCUGAAGCUCCUAAAGUGGGAUCAUGUAAACAGGCCUUUUCCGGAAACAGUGCUGAUGGACCAGACCCGCUUUCAGGAAAUACAGCUGGAGCUGGAGCAGCUCCUCUUGGUUGGGACAGUCCUCCUGGUCACGUUCAGUGCAGCAGGCUCGGCGCUCGUCGAUAUGCCUGGAUUUGCUGAGAAAAUCAAAACCAUUGUGAAGGUGCUGCUGACGGGAAUGCAUCUUCCCUCCUUUAACCUGAAGGAAUCUUUGGCUACCAUCGGUGAAAAGGUGUGUGCGGAAGUUAACAGCUGCCUGUCCCAGCAUGGCUUUACACCGUUCUCAGCCGAGAGAGAGACUGUACUUAAAGGACAAAUCCAAGCAGUGGCCAACCCAGAUAACACCAUAUGCAAGCUAAUAGAUUCUCGAAUUCAAAAGUUUCUGGAGAAUCAUCUUGCAUCUAGUCAGCAGAAAUCAUCACCUGCCGUUCCUGGAGGAUUAGGCCCUAUUCAAAGAGAGCUGGAAGAAAUUGCUGUGAAGUACGUUCGUCUCGUCAACUACAACAAAAUGGUCUUCAGCCCUUACUAUGAUGCAGUCCUUGGCAAAAUACUGACUCAGGAGGAAUCCCGACUUGUAGGGAAGCCAGAAGAAUCAUAAAACCAGUUUGUAUGCUGCCAAUACGGUAUUAACUUUGUCGGCUAUUUUAAAAAAUUGCACCAAUAUUUGUCUAGGAAAACAGCUUUCCGUGUAAAUAUCGGUUCCUUUUAAUUCACUAGUGGUGUUUGAUGAGGAAAAUCCAUGAGAUGGAAAAGAGGUUUGCGAGUAAAUGGUGAGAGAGAGAUGCAUUUUUAAUGUAAGUAUGCAACCUGGGGGGGUGUCUUGGUAGUUUUCUGGCUGCGAUUUUUAGAUUUUUGAGCUGAUGCCAGGUAGGACAAGAUUAAGAACCAAACUUUGUAUUUAAGUGGCUCAUUUUAGGGCGUUUUACUCUAAUUUACCGUGAGUUUAGUUUAAUUAAUCCAGAGCAGAUUAGCAAAGGUUCUUCCCAGAAGGGGUGAUUUGGCUUUAAAGAAAUCUUACUUUAAAGACUUCAGAAGUAAGCUAAAAUUCUAGAUAAGAGAAACUUUAACAGGCAAAAUACAAAGUCAAACAGCACUUUAUUGUAACAUUAUGGUUAGUAUGGUAGUCUACUAGUUUUUUCUGCAUUUUACUGCAUUUUUAAUAGCAUUUUUUUGCUGUUUACCUGCAGAUGUUACAAAACACAUAAUAUAUUUUUGUAGCAAAUUUUCUGGUUAUUGGGUAACUGUCCUCUGCUAUGUACAGUACUUACAAAGGUGGCAAUCUUAUAGAUUGCAGCUGUAUUUAUCUCUUGUAAAGACUUCAGAAGGGCAGAGCUAAAAUGUUUUGAUAAAGUGGCAUUUCUUACCUUUUUUUGCUAGUCGUUUUCUCCUUUUUAUGUGAAAUACUGAUUUUAAAGUAAAUCUUUGUCAUUUUCAGAAGGUGGAUUUAAAGUGUGUGAAACAUUAGGCUGAAAAUUUUACUUGUUUUUUAAAACUACACCUAGAGAUGGUUGCAUAUUCAAUCAUGUCUUCAAAAAUAUCCAGGAAGUGCAGAGCACUAUUGAAAGUGUAAGUGAUUUUAAUGUCCUGUGAGAAGUGAACGGUUUAAUGUUCGUUUGAACACACAGGGAAUAUUUUCAAUAGAUUUCUUUCUGCUUUGUAGAAAUGUUCUUGAAACUUAAAAUAUUUAUAGGUCUUGAAUUUAAUUAGCUACAUGUUGUAUAGAUGACCGUUCACAGAAGAGUUCAAUGAUCAACCACAUCCUGGGCUGCAUCACAAGAAGCGUGGCCAGCAGGUCGAGAGAGGUGGUUCUGCCCCUCUACUCCACUCUGGUGAGACCCCACCUGGAGUGCUGCAUCCAGCUCUGGAGUCCUCAGCACAGGAAGGAUGUGGACCUGUUGGAGAAGGUCCAGAGGAGGUCCACAGAGAUGAUCAGAGCUGGAGCACCUCUCCUAUGAGGACAGGCUGAGAGAAUCGGGGUUGUUGAGCCUGGAGAAGAGAAAGCUUCGGGUAGAACUUAUAGCCCCUUCCAGUACCUAAAGGGGGCCUACAGGAAAGCUGGGGAGGGACUCUUUAUCAGGGAGUGGAGUGAUAGGACGAGGGGUACCAGUUUUAUACUGAAAGAGGGUAGGUUUAGAUUACGUAUUAGUAAGGAAUUCUUUCCUGUGAGGGUGGUGAGGCACUGGCACAGGUUGCCCAGAGAAGCUGUGGAAGCCCCAUCCCUGGAGGGGUCCAAAGCCAGGCUGGACGGGGCUUUGAGCAGCCUGGUCUGGUGGGAGGUGGAGGUGUCCCUGCCCAGGGCAGCAGGGUGGAACUAGAUGAUCUUUAAGGUCCCUUCCGACCCAAAGUGGUUUAUGAUUUGAUGAUCUUACAGCCUUAUUGCAAUUUCAGGCCCAGCUAGGAGGUAAGUACAUGUGAAAUUUUCCUCUAGUUGAGCACGAUGCUGUAUUACAGUAAUCAAAAUUUGAUGAUUUUAUGAAAGCAAAGUUCAUAGUUAUAAACAGUUAAGUGUCCCAAGUACGAGACUAUCCAAAAUAGAACGUUGUCUUCUUUUACAUAAUUUUUAAUUUAAAAAAAAGUAAAAUAAAUAAAAGGCCCCUUUUAUUGCUAACAUCCAGGUUCAUUUUAUUCAUCAACCAGCCAACUGAAACAAUAGAACUUCCAGAAGGAAGCACGUGAUUAUGAAUCAGUGUCGAUGCUUCCCUUCCCAGUUUUCCUUUAAAUGUCAGCGUGUAUAUAGCUACACAAACGAUGAGUUUGGAGGAAAGUGGGGUAAGUAAGACCUUUUAUUCCAUAUUAGCCUGUCCAACUAUAAAACAAAUCUUCUCUCAUUCAUUACAAACCCCCUUCCCCAAGGAAAAAAACUACCCAAACCCCGUAAGAGAUCACCAGCUCAGACAAGUGAUUUUUCUCUUGGCUAAAUGUACUCGGAUAGUAAAAUGGCCGUUUGUCUUUGAAUCUUUCUUUGGUAACUCAAAAAUGAAUAGGUUGGUUAGCCAGAAAAACAGAGUUCUGAGUAGGUUUUUGGGGUGGCCUAUUUCACGGUUGGAAUCAGCAAAGGAUACUACAGAGGUCUUCAAGACUGCUGCAUCUGCCUGCUCUGCUUUGCUCUUAGUGCAGGAUCCACCUCAGAACACAGCCUAUAGCGCUGCCGCGCCAAAAAAUUCAUUCAGUAGUCCGCGUAACAAAAGAGCUACCAGAAACAUUAUUGCUAGAGAUAUAAAAAAAAUAAACAAUCAGGACAAAGCUAUUUUUCAUUUUUGUUAAAUGACGGUGGCAGAAGUUAUAAACCGCCGCUGUUAUUUUAUACUUCAGUAUUGCCUAGAAAGCUGCCUUUAAAGGCCCCUGUGAAUUACGCGUGCUGCAAAAUCGUAGAUGCUGCAGGGGAUGAGCUCAAGGGUGUGGGGAGGAACAACAUCGUGCUGAAACAACGUACGUAGAAAAGGCUUUGAAAAGUGUGUGACUGAUGCCCAAAUGAAUGGCACUCCGGCAGCAAGAGAUGAAAUUGUACGUGCUUCAUCUCGGCGAUGGCUGCUCCCAGUCCUGGAACUCAGGGUCCAGAUGUCCACGACGACUGAUUCCUGCUUACGCUGACAUCGAAGCAUGGAUUGUGCUGCCACUUGUGUGUGUGUAUUGCUCGCAGGGUCAGUACAGUAAGUCCCAUCUCUCCUCGCCGAAGGGGUUCGAUCCUAAGGCUUCGAUCCCAAGGCUUAGAAAAAGACGUAGAAAAAAAGAGCACCCCCCACAUCUGGCUCCAGUCUGACCUUUGGGGGUGCACGCAGUGGGAACGCGUGCCUCUGUGGGGAGGUGCCGGAGGCCUUUCAACGGUAAAGAUGUGAAGAGACUGUCAUAAACAUCCAUGAGCGCAAAUCACAUUUGUGAUUUUUUCCCAGGUUGUUUUCUUUUUUAACGGUAGUGGUUGACAAAUACUUUCUCUACAUUCUCUUUAAAAGAAAGGGGGAGAUACGACUCAGUGGCAAAGCAAACCAGAAAUUCUAGGGUUGAUAAAGCCAGACCCUCCCUCCCUGUGAACAUUUAUAUGGUUAUCCGUACGCUCUUUCACCUUUUAGGUAGACAGGAGCGCUGACCUGCAGUCACCUACACUGCCGGGGGCAGGAAUGUCUUGCAACUUGUCCGAGUAUCUGACCUUCCUGUAGUCCCCAGGGGUUCUUGGGGUCUCACCAGAGUGCAAUUCUGAGGAGUCAAUUACAAGUUACAAUCUCCAGUAUGCAUAGAAACCGCUUUGAAAGUAAGUUCAUAUAGUGUUUUUGUUAGCUUGUUUAAAAAUAACAGGUGAAACUACGUAGCUAAUCUAUAGCAUUUAGCUUUGUAUAGUAAGCGGAAGACCAAUGCAGUUAUCCAGGACCAGACUGCGUUAGCGCAUCCUCCCGGACAAUCCCCAUUAGAAAUAUGUACCGAGUUUGUCUUACGAUGCUGUUUUCUUUAAACAGUCAUGGAAUUCAAAGCAAAAGUAUACUGUAUCCUCUAGAAAAAUGGGGAAAAAGCUAAUUCUAAUAUGUAUGCUCUGAUCAAUUUCCUGUGAUGGUCUUAUUAACAUCGCUUUUGAAGUGGCUGAGUAAUAUUUAAGAAGUAACUUGUUGUGUUUGAAUAAAACCGGAAUGAGGCAUGA